Messenger RNA from Pisolithus orientalis, 1165 nucleotides. Its product is annotated as Metallo-dependent phosphatase-like protein. The coding region runs from base 47 to 988 and encodes 313 amino acids. NCBI's taxonomy places the organism in Eukaryota, Fungi, Basidiomycota, Agaricomycetes, Boletales, Pisolithaceae. Gene Ontology annotation, biological process: mitotic cell cycle; peptidyl-serine dephosphorylation. Gene Ontology annotation, cellular component: cytosol. Gene Ontology annotation, molecular function: protein serine/threonine phosphatase activity. The transcript has 8 exons. The record is from RefSeq and is a predicted model, not a curated record.
CGCCCUUUGCACGAUACACAACAGCCCUUACCCAAAAACUUGAAACAUGGAACACGAAGUAGACAGCUGGAUCGAACAGCUUAGCCAGUGCAAGCAGCUCCCGGAGGCUGAUGUUAAGAAAUUGUGCGACAAGACCAAAGAGAUUCUCAUGGAGGAAUCCAAUGUGCAGCCAGUUCGAUGCCCAGUGACAGUCUGUGGUGAUAUUCACGGCCAAUUUCACGAUCUAUCAGAGCUUUUCCGUAUUGGAGGAAAUUCACCCGACACCAACUAUCUGUUCAUGGGCGAUUAUGUUGACCGUGGAUAUUACUCUGUCGAGACUGUCACACUACUUGUGGCGCUCAAGUUGCGGUACCGGGAUCGAGUCACCAUCCUUCGAGGAAAUCAUGAAUCAAGACAGAUCACGCAGGUGUACGGGUUUUAUGACGAAUGCUUGCGAAAAUACGGAAAUCCGAACGUGUGGCGGUACUUUACUGACUUAUUCGAUUAUUUGCCUUUGACGGCGCUCAUCGAUAACCAAAUAUUCUGUCUUCAUGGAGGUCUAUCACCCUCCAUCGAUACCUUGGACCAUGUUCGGUCCAUCGAUCGGGACCGAUGUGCGAUCUGCUGUGGUCGGACCCUGAUGAUCGGUCCUGGUUGGGGAAUAUCACCUCGAGGAGCUGGGUACACGUUUGGACAGGAUAUUUCUGAAGCAUUCAACCACAAUAAUGGCCUAACGCUUGUCGCGCGAGCGCACCAGCUUGUCAUGGAGGGUUACAGUUGGGGCCAGGAUCGGAAUGUGGUGACAAUCUUCAGCGCACCUAACUACUGUUACAGAUGCGGCAACCAGGCCGCGAUCAUGGAAAUAGAUGAAAAAUUAACGUAUAGCUUCCUACAGUUUGAUCCAGCUCCGCGGGCAGGAGAGCCACUGGUGUCGCGACGCGUACCGGAUUACUUCUUGGUGGGUCUUUCUUGCGUUCUUCAGAGUCGCGGAUUGUCGCUGAUGCUUUAGUGAUUGGGAGUGCUGUCCACCGAUUAAUAGUGUACAUAUGUAGUGUCCUUGCUGUGUAGCUUUGAUCACGGAUAUGCGAGGGCAUGAAUACCACAAUAACGCUCUGGAACAGUGGAACAAGGUCUCAGAUCUGUACAAGACCACACCACACAUUUAUUGUCCUGCGUACCAAACAAU